Messenger RNA from Yarrowia lipolytica CLIB122, 480 nucleotides. RefSeq lists its product as uncharacterized. Gene Ontology annotation, cellular component: CCAAT-binding factor complex. The record is from RefSeq and is a predicted model, not a curated record. Gene Ontology annotation, molecular function: DNA binding; DNA-binding transcription factor activity, RNA polymerase II-specific. Gene Ontology annotation, biological process: regulation of transcription by RNA polymerase II. NCBI's taxonomy places the organism in Eukaryota, Fungi, Ascomycota, Dipodascomycetes, Dipodascales.
AUGGAGUACCAAGAAGGAUUCGCCUCGCGCGAGUACGACAACGGACUUGUAUACCAAUUGCCCAACGCACAGCAAGUCCCACGCCAGCAGCCAGGUGGCCCACAGCUUCAACAACAGCACCAUUCGCCGGGAGACACUCCUCCACAGAUGGUGACAAAGUACCAUACACAAAUCGACGUCGCGGCUGCGGCAGCAGCAGCCGCGGCCUCUGAGCCGGACCCCGAGCCCGAGACGGAGCAGCCGUUCUACGUCAACGCCAAGCAAUACCACCGAAUACUGAAACGACGAGUGGCUCGAGCCAAGCUGGAAGAGAGCCUGAAGGUGGCACGCGGCCGAAAGCCGUAUCUGCACGAGUCGCGACACAAACAUGCCAUGCGGCGACCCCGAGGCCAGGGUGGCCGGUUCCUGACUGCUGCAGAGAUUGCAGAGAAGGAGAGACAGGAGGCUGAGGAAGCCCAGGCACAGGGAGAGAACAAGUGA